CGCGUGUGCAGCAUUUGCUGUGUACACUUAAAUGUGUUGAUUUUUCUUUUAAUUUUCUGCUGCUUUAAGGUAUCCAGAUUACAGAAAUCCCCCGUGCUCAUUGAAUUUGACGACUAUCAAUGGAGGGUGCGAUGACGAAUAUGGCAUCAGUUUGAGAUGGUGGCACGUGCUUGCGGCUAGACUCACUUUCAUAAUUGUCUUCGAGCAUGUCGUAUUCGCUGUCAAGUUCCUGGUCCAGUACUUCGUUCCAGAAAUGCCUCAUCGAGUGUUCGUUCAGAAACAGCGCGAAAAACUGCUAGCCAAACAAGCACUCUACGAUUUCGAGCUCGAAAGAGCACAUCACAGGCGUAAAAAGAAGCAGUCGUUGCCAAGUGCGUGA
Soboliphyme baturini is the source of this 379-nucleotide messenger RNA. NCBI's taxonomy places the organism in Eukaryota, Metazoa, Nematoda, Enoplea, Dioctophymatida, Soboliphymatidae. The record is from the annotation of a GenBank genome assembly.